Hordeum vulgare subsp. vulgare (domesticated barley) is the source of this 953-nucleotide messenger RNA. RefSeq lists its product as uncharacterized. The transcript has 2 exons. NCBI's taxonomy places the organism in Eukaryota, Viridiplantae, Streptophyta, Magnoliopsida, Poales, Poaceae. Bases 113 to 637 code for a protein of 174 amino acids. The record is from RefSeq and is a predicted model, not a curated record.
CGCGCCGGUCCGUCCCCACUCACUCCCACUCUCCCUACUUCACUGCCGCGCCGGGCCGCCGACGAGGCACCUGCGCCUCCUCAGCCCCCACCACCAGAGCAGCGCGGAGGCGAUGGCGGGAGGGUCAUCGUCGUCGUGGGGCCUGAGCCCCGCGGCGGUGACGGCGCUGGUGGCGAUGCUCGGGCUCGGCGUCGCGGCAUACAUCGUCGGCCCGCCGCUCUACUGGCACGUCGCCGAGGCGCUCGGCCGCUCGCCGGGUGCCUGCCCCGCCUGCGCCUGCGACUGCGACGCGGUCCCGCUGCUCCAGCUACCCGAAGACUGUGCCAAACAGUUCAAACAGGUCAAGAGUCGUGCUUCCAGUGAAGAAACAGAGUUACUUAUAGAAGAGCUAAAGCAGAGAGAGGAGGAAGCAACGGAAGCUCAGCAACAAGCUGAUGUAAAAUUGCUCGAGGCAAAAAAACUAGCUUCGCAGUAUCAAAAGGAGGCUGACAAAUGCAGCUCAGGUAUGGAUACAUGUGAAGAAGCUAGGGAAAAGUCAGCAGAGUCGCUGCUCGGUCAAAGGAAAUUAACUGCUUUGUGGGAGGAAAGGGCUCAGGGACUCGGAUGGAAACCCAUGAAACCACACCGGAAUGAGUAAUGAACACUGAAGGAUGGUGAUGGAUACGACAUGCCAACCAAUAGAGAUCUCAUUACAAACAAGCUUCCUCGGUGAUAGAGGUAAGGAAAAAAAAAGGUUUCACUUCUGGUGACCUUGUCUCACUUUGUGCCACGACGAGCUCUCCUGUCCAUAGUUAAUUUGUAUUCGGUUUGUAGGAUACGUGCAUAGCUGUUUGUCAACGUUAUGUUAUAAUGGCCGUAGAUUGACACUCAUCACCUGUAAGUCUUGAAAGGGUGAUUAGUUUCUUGGUUGUGUAUGAAUGAUGGUAUUGGAGAAGGAAUUGCUCUUAUUUGUA